GGAAGCCUCAAACCAGGGACAUGCUCCUACAUGGGAAUUAACUAUUGCUAAUCUCUCAGCUCUAUUACUCAACCAAAGCAUUGCUUGAUGGAAUACGCUCUUUCUUCAACCGGCCAAAGAAUGUUUUCCUGGCUGGACCAAGUGGUGUUUCAGCUCCAUUUUACACAGGCAGGAUGAACAAAACCACGGGCAAUCAGGACAAACCGUCACUGCCUCCCCAACCUCCCAGGCUGUUUCGAGAACAUUUCGUGCCGACCCUUCCGCCAUACACAGGGAAGUACAGCGUUAGUUGCAUGGAGAUUGAGCUCGCCGUAAGGCAACCGCGCGCAUUCCCGCAAGUCGAACGACACGGCAAGCCGGCUCUCCGACUAGACACGGCAUUGUUCUGUGUCUACUACCCGUGCGAUCUCAGGACUGGGGAUCAAUUCGUCGAGACAAGACUCCCGUGGCUUCCCCGCCCGAGAGUGCAGACAUGCAAAGGGUAUGCCAAGUUCUUCAACGUCCCCAAUCUUCCAGUCACGACGUUUUUGGCCAGCACAUCUAUGUUCACGAAAAUGCCGGCUGUACGGAACGCCCAACUCGCGCAGAAGCAUACCGUGGGUUGCGCGGAGAGCAAUGAUCACACUUCAUCAGGGACGAGACAAGGCAACGGAGAAGGCUGUCCAUUUCCGGUUGUCAUCUUCAGUCACGGCCUCGGAGGGUCUAGAACAGUAUGUAGCGCAGUAUGCGGUGAGCUGGCAAGCUCGGGAUUCGUGGUUAUUGCCCCGGAACACCGGGACGGAAGUUGUGCGCGCACCUAUGUCAACGUGGCAAGGCCAACGGCGUCGCCAUCGGCACCGUCAGAUCCUGGAGAGUCGGGUGUGGAUCCGGGCAGUCGGAAGGUGCAGAAGCAGAGGGCUAGGAACUAUUACGUCGUGGACUACCUCUUCCCCGAAGGCAACCCAAGAGACACUGCACCAAACAACGACCGCGGCGUAGACAUGGAGCUACGGUCAGCGCAGAUCGACAUGCGGCUCGAGGAGAUCGAGGAAGUCAUCUAUAUCCUUCAGCUCAUCAACGAUGGAGGCGGAGAGGAAAUCGCGGGACGUAACUUACGCAGAAAGGGCAACGUUGGAUCUAGCUCGCACGGGCUUGAUGGCAUUGACUGGACGACUUGGAGAGGAAGAAUGAACUUGCAUGAUAUCACCAUGAUGGGGCACUCGUUUGGCGGCGCCACGACAGUUCAGGUGCUCAGACGCGAUAGCCAGUUCCCCUGCAUCGGUCGAGGGAUCCUCCUCGAUGCUUGGGGCGUCGCGAUUCCACAGCGCAAACAGGACGCCGCCCAACGGUACAAACCGCUAUUGGCGAUCGGCUCCGAGGCAUUCAUGUACUGGGAAGACAACUUCACGACUCUUCAGAAGAUCUGCCGGGAGGCCCGCGACGGGAACCAGCCGGUUUGGAUGCUUACUCUCCGCGGGUCGGCACAUCUCUCCCAGACGGACUUUGCGCUCUUGUACCCCAGGCUUCUGUCCAUUGUCAUGAAGACGACGGUGAACUCCAGACGGGGCGUGUAUAUGACAGUUGGACUAUGUCUUGAGUUCCUGAAGCUAGUAUUGCCUCCAGAGCAGGUGGAAUUUGGAAGCCCUUGGGUUGGGUCUACGCUCUCGGAUGCGGAUUCAGGGGGAUGCAUAACGCUUGAGCACAGGCCAAAGAAGAAAUGGGUGGCGGCGAGACUGAAGAUCCCGAAGGAAUCCUGUAUCCGUCUGCGUACCUGGGUUAUGCGGAAGAAGGAGAGGGACAAGUGCAAGCGCAAACUUGUGGGACUGCAAGAGGCCAUGGAAGGAGAUGAUGGCGAUAAAGUGUGGAUGCAUUUGGCUCCCAAGUCUGCGGUUAGAGAGAAAUUGCAGAAGUCUACUAAUUAAUUCUAACUAAAAUACAACAGUAGUAGCCUGACACAGACUAUGCACACUGGGGGUCACCAUUGCACACGAGACAUACCCAAGAGCGUCUUCAGCCGGUGUACCAACAGGAGAGCAAGUCUUCGGAUAUCCCACUGGUGUCUCCAG
This is a messenger RNA of Phialemonium atrogriseum, 2045 nucleotides long. Its product is annotated as platelet-activating factor acetylhydrolase. Gene Ontology annotation, molecular function: 1-alkyl-2-acetylglycerophosphocholine esterase activity. NCBI's taxonomy places the organism in Eukaryota, Fungi, Ascomycota, Sordariomycetes, Cephalothecales, Cephalothecaceae. The record is from RefSeq and is a predicted model, not a curated record. The coding region runs from base 174 to 1901 and encodes 575 amino acids. The transcript has a single exon.